AUGGCGGCUCCCGCUGGGCAGGUUCCCUUUGGCCUGGUGGUGAUGGGAGCCCGUCCCUCGGGAGGGAAAGUUCAGGCCCAGGAGCAGCCCAAGUACCGGUUUCGCAAGCGGGACAAAGUGUUGUUCUACGGGCGUAAGAUUAUGCGCAAGGUUUCUCAGUCCACGUCCUCCCUGGUCGACACCACCAUCUCCUCUGCUUCUCGGCCCCGUAUGAAGAAGAAGCUCAAGAUGCUGAACAUUGCCAAAAAAAUCCUGCGCAUCAAGAAGGAGCUGCCAACCCUCCAGCUGAAGGAGCCCCCACCCUCAGUCCUGGAGGCUGACCUUACCGAGUUUGAUGUGGCCAACUCUCACCUCCCCUCUGAGGUCCUCUACAUGCUGAAGAAUGUACGGGUGCUGGGUCACUUUGAGAAGCCCCUGUUCCUGGAGCUGUGCAAGCACAUGACUUUCCAGCAGUGCCAGCAGGGCGAGUACGUCUUCCGCCCCGGGCAGCCGGACACCAGCAUCUACGUGGUCCAGGAUGGCAAGCUGGAGCUCUUCCUGUCUGAGCAGGAUGGGAAGGAGACCCUUGUGAAGGAGGUGUUCCCAGGGGACAGCGUGCACAGCCUCCUCAGCAUCCUGGACGUGAUCACGGGUCACCAGCGGCCCUAUCGCACCGUCUCUGCACGGGCGGCGGAGGACUCCACAGUGCUGCGCCUGCCCGUGGAGGCUUUCUCAGCUGUCUUUGAGAAGUACCCCGAAAGUCUGGUCAGGGUGGUGCAGAUCAUAAUGGUGCGCCUGCAGAGAGUCACCUUCCUGGCCUUGCACAACUAUCUCGGCCUCACCAAUGAGCUUUUCAGCCACGAGAUGCAGCCCCUGCGGCUUUUCCCCCAGCCAGGCCACGCCUCCCGCACGAGUCCCGUCCGGCACGGCAAGCGCGGCAUCAGCACUUCCUCCGUCGAGGAUGCCAAAGAGAGUGCUGGGAAGCAGCCAGAGGCCCCCGCCAAGGACCCAGGGGACCCCACGAAACCUGGUUUACUGGAACCACCUUCCGCCCCACCGUUGAGUCGCUGCAUCUCUAUGCCCGUCGACAUUUCAGGGAUCCAGAGGGCCCCUCGCUCUGACUUCGACAUGGCCUACGAGCGCGGCCGCAUCUCCGUGUCCCUCCAGGAGGACAGCACUGCCUCGCUAGCCAGCUUUGCCCGAUCAGUCUCCCACGAGCCCCGGGAACGGAAGACGGUGACGGUCGAGGAGCAGCCCUCUGGGGUCUACCACUACAAUUACUGUGAGGAUGGCUCAGCCGGUGGCGACUGCCUCUUCGGGCCCUACCAGGGCCGCCAGACCAGCGCCAUCUUCGAGGCGGCCAAGCGGGAGCUGGUCAAACUGAUGAAGAUCGAGGACUCCUCCUUGCUGAACCACCGGGUUUUGCUGCAUCACGCCAAGGCCGGGACGGUGAUUGCCCGCCAAGGGGACCAGGACGUCAGCCUGCACUUUGUGCUGUGGGGCUGCCUGCACAUCUACCAGCGGAUGAUCGACAAGGCUGAAGACGUGUGCCUCUUCCUGACCCAGCCGGGGGAGAUGGUGGGCCAGCUGGCCGUGCUCACGGGGGAGCCGCUGAUCUUCACCAUCAAGGCUAACCGAGACUGCACUUUCCUCAAGAUCUCCAAGUCCGACUUCUACGACAUCAUGCGUGAGCAGCCCAGCGUGGUCUUGAGUGUCGCUCACACUGUUGCCGCCCGCAUGUCUCCCUUUGUGCGCCAGAUGGACUUUGCCAUUGACUGGAUGGCCGUGGAAGCCGGACGGGCCCUCUACAGGCAAGGCGACAAGUCGGACUGCACCUACAUUGUGCUGAACGGGCGCCUGCGCUCGGUGAUCCAGAAGGGCAACGGCAAGAAGGAGCUGGUGGGGGAGUACGGGCGCGGGGACCUCAUUGGCGUGGUGGAAGCCUUGACCCGCCAAGCCCGAGCCACCACGGUCCAUGCUGUGCGGGACACAGAGCUGGCCAAGCUGCCGGAAGGGACCCUCAAUAACAUCAAGCGGCGGUACCCUCAGGUGGUGACCCGUCUCAUCCAUCUACUGAGCCAGAAGAUCCUGGGGAAUUUGCAGCAGUUGCGUGGCCCUUUCCGAGGGCCCGGUCUCAGCGUGGCCUCCAGCUCAGAGCUGACCAACCCGGCCAGCAACCUGUCUACCGUGGCCGUCCUGCCAGUGUGUGACGAUUUGCCCAUGGCAGCCUUCACCCUGGAGCUCAAACAUGCCUUGAACGCCAUUGGCCCAACCCUGCUGCUCAACAGCGACAUCAUCCGAGGCCGGCUGGGGGCCUCAGCGCUGGACAGCAUCCAUGAAUACCGGCUCUCUGGCUGGCUGGCCCAGCAGGAAGACAUCCACCGCAUUGUCUUGUACCAGACGGACUACACCCUGACGCCCUGGACGGUGCGCUGCAUCCGGCAAGCUGACUGCAUCCUCAUUGUGGGGCUGGGGGACCAGGAGCCCAUGCUGGGCGAGCUAGAGCAGAUGCUGGAGAACACGGCCGUGCGCGCCCUGAAGCAGCUCAUCCUUCUGCACCGUGAAGAUGGGCCCAGCCCUGCCCGCACUGUCGAAUGGCUCAAUAUGCGCAGCUGGUGCUCGGGACACCUGCACAUCAAAUGUCCACGCCGGGUCUUUUCACGGCGCAGUCCUAAUAAACUGAGAGAGAUGUAUGAGAAGGUUUUUGAGAAAAAUGCCGAUCGCCACAGCGACUUCUCCCGUCUGGCGCGAGUCCUGACAGGCAACACCAUCGCUUUGGUGCUGGGCGGAGGCGGGGCCAGGGGCUGCUCUCACAUUGGGGUGAUCAAGGCCAUGGAGGAAGCCGGCCUCCCGAUCGACCUGAUUGGUGGAACCUCCAUUGGAGCCUUCAUUGGUGCCCUGUAUGCGGAGGAGAGGAGUGCCGUGCGCACCAAGCAGCGAGCCAGAGAAUGGGCCAAAAGCAUGAAUUCCGUGUUCGCCACUGUGCUGGACCUCACGUAUCCGAUCACCUCCAUGUUCUCUGGCUCUGCGUUCAACGCCAGCAUCCACAAGGUGUUCCAGGACAAGCAGGUGGAGGACCUGUGGCUCCCCUACUUCAAUGUGACCACGGACAUCACCGCCUCCGCCAUGAGGGUCCACAAGGAUGGCAGCGUCUGGCGCUUCGUCCGGGCCAGUGCAUCUUACACCCCCUAUUUGCCUCCUAUCUGCGACCCCAAGGACAGUCACUUGCUUGUGGAUGGCUGCUAUGUUAACAAUGUCCCAGCUGACAUUGCGCGCAACAUGGGUGCCAAGACGGUCAUUGCCAUCGACGUGGGCAGCCAGGAUGAGACCGACCUCUGUAACUACGGGGACAGCCUCUCGGGCUGGUGGUUGCUCUGGAAACGCCUCAACCCUUGGGCAGAGAAAGUGAAGGUCCCGGACAUGGCCGAGAUCCAGUCCCGCCUGGCCUACGUGUCCUGCGUGCAGCAGCUGGAGGUGGUGAAGAGCAGCGCCUACUGUGAAUACAUUCGCCCUCCCAUCGACCGCUUCAAAACCAUGGACUUUGGCAAGUUCGACGAGAUCUACGAUGUGGGUUACCAACAUGGAAAAGUGGUAUUUGACGGCUGGUGUCGUGGGGAUAUCAUUGAGAAAAUGGUAAAAGACCGGCAUUCCGCAGACUUCUAUGAGAGCAAACGCAUGGAUAUGAGCGGGCAAGAGGAGAAAACCAUACCAACACCGACUGGGAGUGAGGUUCCUACAACCCAGCCUGAUUUUCUGGUGACUACCGCAGACCCAGUAACGACCGUGGGGGUCGGGACAGUCCUGAACACCAUGUCCACCCACACCUUCCUGACCCCGAAAGCGUUGGGGCGGACAUAUGCACCGGGGUCUAUGCAGUGGGGCCAGUUCAACCCAGACUCGAUGGAGGGGACGUUUGUCCUCACGAAGGACCCCAGAUGUGACAGCCAUUUUGAUGUCAAAGCCCCGUGGGAGGGGAACUGUAUGGGGUGA
Molecule: messenger RNA, 3969 nt
Organism: Gekko japonicus
Lineage: Eukaryota; Metazoa; Chordata; Lepidosauria; Squamata; Gekkonidae
Gene: PNPLA6
Product: patatin like phospholipase domain containing 6
Exons: 31
Coding region: 1-3969 (1322 amino acids)
Biological process (GO): lipid metabolic process
Cellular component (GO): endoplasmic reticulum
Molecular function (GO): phosphatidylcholine lysophospholipase A1 activity
Source: RefSeq, a predicted model, not a curated record